AAUACCAUGUCGUCAUUCAAGGUGUUUUGAUAACAAAUAAUAUCAAAGCAUUACGUCCUUGUCAGUAUUCACUACUCAGUAAGAAGUUGUCGUCAUCAUUUGCCACUAUCACGCGGUUAGACUUGCGGUGCGUUUAGCGUUCGUCUGUCCGGUCCGUUAUUAACGCUCGGUGGUCCGCUUCAGAGAUCGCGCAUACGCUCAUCCGUCGAACGACCAGACUUUGAGGCCCGCUCGCUUGCCUUCGACCGACGGUCAUUUCGUAAGUAAUCCGCCAUCCCGAUAAUAUACGCCAUGCCGCCCCUGGCCGCCGUAAGAACGUUACCCGAUGAAGACGUCAAACUACCCGGCAUUAACGCAGUUCUGCUCGGACCACCCGGUUCGGGCAAGGGGACUCAGGCACCAAAAUUGUUGCAGAAAUUUUACUCAUGUCACUUGUCUACGGGAGACAUGUUGCGCUCCGAAGUGGCCUCUGGUUCGGAACUGGGUCAGAGGGUGAAAAAAGUCAUAGAAUCAGGUAAUUUGGUUAGUGACGAGCUUGUUGUUGAUUUGAUUGAUCAAAAUUUAGAUAGACCAGAGUGUAGGCAAGGAUUUUUAUUGGAUGGUUUCCCACGAACAGUACCUCAAGCUGAAAAACUAGACAAUCUUUUAGAAAAACGGAAAACACAGUUAGACUCUGUGAUUGAGUUUAACAUAAGUGACAGUUUAUUGGUACGCCGUAUAACAGGGCGCUUAAUACACCCUGCUAGUGGCCGAUCUUAUCAUGAAGAAUUUCAUCCACCAAAAGUUGAUAUGAAAGAUGAUAUAACUGGUGAGUCAUUGAUUCGCCGUGCUGAUGAUAAUGUGGAUGCUUUAAAAAAGCGUCUUGAAUCAUAUCAUAAACAAACAUCUCCACUGAUAGACUAUUAUCAGAAAAAAGGAAUUCAUGCUAAAGUUGAUGCAUCUAAGAGUUCUGAUGAAGUUUUCAGAAUGGUAGAAAAUAUAUUUUUACGUUGUUCAAGUUCGGCCAAUAAAGACAGAGUAAUAUUUGUUUGAAUCAUUUCAAUUUUGAAUUUUAUUUGAUUUUUUUCAAAAUGUUGAACAUACAAAAUCAUACAGUUUUCCAUUUUCUCAAUAUUUUUAGUAACUAUAAUUCUAAUAAAAUGAUCUGAAAUUGUUACAUUUUUAUAAUAGAAAACAGUAUAUUA
This is a messenger RNA of Rhopalosiphum padi (bird cherry-oat aphid), 1184 nucleotides long. It is a transcript of the gene Ak2, whose product is annotated as adenylate kinase. The transcript is spliced from 6 exons. Gene Ontology annotation, biological process: ADP biosynthetic process. Gene Ontology annotation, cellular component: cytoplasm; mitochondrion. Lineage: Eukaryota; Metazoa; Arthropoda; Insecta; Hemiptera; Aphididae. The record is from RefSeq and is a predicted model, not a curated record. Bases 292 to 1032 code for a protein of 246 amino acids. Gene Ontology annotation, molecular function: AMP kinase activity; ATP binding.